CAAAAAUAGUCCUCAGACUUUGAUCAGAAGAAACAGAGACAGUCGGAGUUACAGCACUGAGCGCUCGCUGGCUGUGAGAAAAGAUUCACAAGUCACAAGAUAAACAGGUGAGCUUGGGAUGGCUGUGGCACAGGUGUUGCUUCUGGCUGCUGUGCUGCUCCGUUGCUCCUCAGCUGUACCUGCAUGUCCACAGUCCUGCACCUGUCAGAGUCCUGAUCUGCUGAACUGCUCCUCCUCGGGCCUCACUUUUGUGCCACAACACAUCCCAGACUCUGUCACUGAGCUCGACCUGUCUGAUAACCUCCUCGACUCUGUAACAAUCAGCCGACGACAGGAUCAGCUGAGGAAUGUUUGGCUGGGGAACAAUAGGAUCACACGCCUGUCGCUCUGCCUCGAGAGGAGCCUGGGAGGCCGUUAUGUCACAGGUAGACGUCUUCACCACUCAUCAGGACCUUGGCAGAAGCGGAGGUGUGUGCCCUGGGCCCGCACCCUGCAGCUGUUAUCUGUCGAGAGGAAUCAGCUAGAGCAACUCCCAGAGGGGCUGCAGAGCUGUGAAUCCUUACAGGUUCUGCAGCUCUCCUUCAACAGAAUCUCAACCCUGCGACCACAAGACUUCAGCAACCUUCAGCAGCUAAAAGAGCUCAACCUAAAACAUAACCUCCUCACAAGUCUCCAUCCACAGACGUUCGUGGGUUUAUCCCAGCUCCAGGUCCUUGAUCUGAGCUUCAACAUGUUGACUAGCCUUCAUCCGUCGAUGUACCUUUCUCUGCACAACAUUGGUGCACAUGUAAAGCUGGCUGGGAACAAGUGGAAGUGUGAUUGCAGUAUGCGCAGUUUAAGAAGGUGGAUGGGCUAUGAUAGCAGCAGAGGCCUGCAUGCUUGGAACGUGGUGUGCGCUUCCCCCUCCAUACUCUCAGGAAGGGAUCUGCUACAUUUGGAGGAAGAUGAUCUGAACUGUUUUACAACUGAGAACAGACCAGAGAGCCAUCAAUCUGUGAAAGUCUUCAGUGGUUCUGAGAUAUUACUCUCUUGCUCCGCACAAGAUUCAAUGGGAUGGAUGCCCAGUGGUCAAGCAUCUGUGAACCAACCUGAGGCUGGUCUUCCCAUCAAGGACCUCACAGAAAGGGAUACAGGACUAUAUGUGUGUGUUUCUGAAGAACAGGACGAUGUGUCUGUUUUUAACCUCCAAAUCAGCAAAGUAGGAGAUGCACAGAGAAAAGCUCGAAGUGUGCCUGGAAGCAGUGGUCAAACAAUCUCACAAGGCAUUCCAGAGAGAAAAGACAAUGAGAGGAAUCAGAGAGCGACCUCGUCUGAAUUGGCUCUGGCUGUGUGUUUAUCUAUUUUAUUCACAUUUCUGGUUGCCUUUAUCCUCGGGGUCCUAGCAAGACCUUGUAUCGAUGUUCUUUGGAAAAGGUUCUGCAAAAAGAAAAGCUCCACGGCCACUGUCUCAACUGUAGAACAAAGCCAAUAUGACAAUGAUGCCUUCUGCGAUUUAGAGGAACAAGAGGUGAGAGGAGCUCACAGGGAAAGGAGAGUCACAUUCAGCACUGUAGACUUCAAAGAAGACAGCAAUGUGCAGUAUUAUGAUACUGUAGCCAAUGAUGAUCAGGAGAGCAUUAAUGAUGAUGGGUUUUUAUAUGAAGUAGUUGGCGAUAUGAAAGAUGGAGCUCGUGAUUCAGAAAGUGAAAACAGCUCUCAACAGAGUCCAGAGGAUAACCAGAGAGACAGCAGAAAUCUGUCAGGCACUACUCAUGCAGGGGUCACAAUCACCGAGAGGAGGCACUCGUCUUCCUCGGAUUCUUCACUAUCUGAAAGAGAACAUAAUGAAAAACAAAUGACCAGACAAGACCAAACCAGACCCAAGUCUCCACAGCUGGUAGAGGACUCUGUCCAGCAGAGAGCUAACAUGUCGUCAGCUGGAGGGGUGUCACACGUCUCCAUUAAGACAUUGACAAAUGAAGAAACUGGAUUUUCUUCUGAGCCUUUUGCAGGUUGGUCACUACACACAAAUCAGACAAACAGAACAGACCCUGAUAUGUGGCAGGGAAAUGAAGAACAAUUUGAAUUUAGCGAUUCUGCUCGAAGCACCUCUUCAAGGUCCAACAGUGUGCUUGGUUCUUUUAAUGAUUCAAAACUAACUGUCACACCCACUUUGGGUAUACAGAAGAGGGGUGAUACAUCAAGCUCAAGCUCAUAUUUAAGUGAGGAUGAAACAACACAUUACACUGUAAACUCAGACCAAGAGGAGGAUGUCACUACUGCUUGCCUCAAACAGAAUACUACUUUGGAACAGCAUAUCCAUGUUAUAGAUGCAAACAGGCCCUCAGUGGGAAUUAAUCAUAGUCAGCCUGGUUUAAGGAAAGCACACUCCUUUUCCUCUUCUUCAAGUGAAAGUGAAGGGGAGGACCCAUGCUGGCCUUCUCUAGAUCUCAAGCAUAUCCCUAAGAUCAAGAGGCACCUAGAUAUCAAAGCACCAACUCUAGCCUCUGAUUCAUCUUCCAGUAGUGACAGUGAGGAUGAAUCAACAAACCACAUCAAGAAACAAGUGCAACAACAGACAGAGAUGGCAAAGUAUCCUAUAACAAUAACACAAACUGUGAUUCAUGGCCAAGGAACACAGUGGCCCAUCAAAACACCAUCACCAGCUUCUGAUUCUUCAUCUAGUAGUGACAGUGAGGAUGACACAACAAAAUACAUUGAGAGGCCUGGGAAAGUGGACCUUCCAGAACUUGGAAUUCAGAAACCUCAAACAGAUAGUCAUGUUCCAGACGCAGGCUGGCCUUCUCUAGAUCUCAAGCAUAUCCCUAAGAUCAAGAGGCGUCUAGAUAUCAAAGCACCAUCACCAGCCUCUGGUUCAUCCUCCAGUAGUGACAGUGAGGAUGAAUCAACAAGCCACAUCAAGAAACAAGUGCAACAACAGACAGAGAUGGCAAAGUAUCCUAUAACUAUAACACAAACUGUGAUUCAUGGCCAAGGAACACAGUGGCCCAUCAAAACACCACCACCAGCUUCUGAUUCUUCAUCUAGUAGUGACAGUGAGGAUGACACAACAAAAUACAUUGAGAGGCCUGGGAAAGUGGACCUUCCAGAACUUGGAAUUCAGAAACCUCAAACAGAUAGUCAUGUUCCAGACGCAGGCUGGCCUUCUCUAGAUCUCAAGCAUAUCCCUAAGAUCAAGAGGCGUCUAGAUAUCAAAGCACCAUCACCAGCCUCUGGUUCAUCCUCCAGUAGUGACAGUGAGGAUGAAUCAACAAGCCACAUCAAGAAACAAGUGCAACAGCAGACAGAGAUGGAGAGGGUUCCAAUAAUGACAUCUCAAAAUGUAAGUCAGGACCAAGGAACACGGUGGCCUGUCAAAACAACAUCACCAGCUUCUGAUUCUUCAUCUAGCAGUGACAGUGAGGAUGAUAAAGCAAUCUAUAGAGAGAGGCCUGGGAAAGUGGUCAUUUCUGACCUUGGAAUUCAGAAACCUCAAACAGAAAGUCAUGUUCCAGACACAAGCUGGCCUUCCCUAGAUCUCGGGCAUAUUCCCAAGAUCAAGAGACGUCUAGAUAUCAAAGUACCAUCACCAGCCUCUUCCAGUAGCAACAGUGAGGAUGAAUCAACAAACCACAUCAAGAAACAAGUGCAACAACAGACAGAGAUUGCAAGGGUUCCAAUAACUACAUCUCAAAAUUUAAGCCAUGGCCAAGGAACAAAGUGGCCCAUCAAAGCACCAUCACCAGCUUCUGAUUCUUCAUCUAGCAGUGACAGUGAGGAUGAAUCUACCAAACACAUAAAGAAACAGGAGCAGCCGACCAACAUGCCAAAGCCUCCAUUAAAAGGAUCUCAAACUGUUCCUCUUGACCCACAAACGCAGUGGCCUCUCCUUGACCUUCAGCAGACCACACACAUCAAGAGACGUCUAGAUUUCAAAGCAAAAUCUGCUGCCUCUGAUACCUCUUCUAGUAGUGACAGUGAGGAUGACACAACAAAAUACAUUGAGAGGCCUGGGAAAGUGGACCUUCCAGAACUUGGAAUUCAGAAACCCCAGACAGAUAGUCAUGUUCCAGACAAACUCUGGCCUUCUCUAGAUCUCGGGCAUAUUCCCAAGAUCAAGAGGUGUCUAGAUAUCAAAGCACCAUCACCAGCCUCUGAUUCAUCUUCCAGUAGUGACAGUGAGGAUGAAUCAACCAACCACAUCAAGAAACAAGUGCAACAGCAGACAGAUAUUACAAGGGUUCCAAUUACUACAUCUCAAAAUAUAAGCCAUGGCCAAGGAACACAGUGGCCCAUCAAAGCACCAUCACCAGCUUCUGAUUCUUCAUCUAGUAGUGACUGUGAGGAUGACAAAACAAAAUACAUUGAGAGGCCUGGGAAAGUGGACCUUCCAGAACUUGCAAUUCAGAAAACUCAAACAGAUAGUCAUGUUCCAGGCGCAGGCUGGCCUUCUCUAGAUCUCAAGCAUAUCCCUAAGAUCAAGAGGCGUCUAGAUAUCAAAGCACAAACACCAGCUUCUGAUUCAUCUUCCAGUAGUGACAGUGAGGAUGAAUCAACAAACCACAUCAAGAAACAAGUGCAACAACAGACAGAAAUUGCAAGGGUUCCAAUAACUACAUCUCAAAAUUUAAGCCAUGGCCAAGGAACACAGUGGCCCAUCAAAGCACCAUCACCAGCUUCUGAUUCUUCAUCUAGCAGUGACAGUGAGGAUGAAUCUACCAAACACAUAAAGAAACAGGAGCAGAAGACCAACAUGGCAAAGCUUCCAUUAAAAGGAUCUCAAACUGUUCCUCUUGAUCCACAAACACAGUGGCCCCUCCUUGAUCUUGAGCAUACCACACACAUCAAGAGACGUCUAGAUUUCCAAGCAAAAUCUGCUGCCUCUGAUACUUCUUCUAGUAGUGACAGUGAGGAUGACAAAACAAAAUACAUUGAGAGGCCUGGGAAUGUGGAUAUUCCAGAACUUGGAAUUCAGAAACCUCAAACAGAUAGUCAUGUUCCAGACGCAGGCUGGCCUUCUCUAGAUCUCAAGCAUAUCCCUAAGAUCAAGAGGCGUCUAGAUAUCAAAGCACCAUCACCAGCCUCUGGUUCAUCCUCCAGUAGUGACAGUGAGGAUGAAUCAACAAACAGCAUCAAGAAACAAGUGCAACAGCAGACAGAGAUGGAGAGGGUUCCAAUAAUGAUAUCUCAAAAUGUAAGUCAGGACCAAGGAACACGGUGGCCUGUCAAAACACCAUCACCAGCUUCUCAUUCUUCAUCUAGCAGUGACAGUGAGGAUGAUAAAGCAAUCAAUAGAGAGAGGCCUGGGAAAGUGGUAAUUUCUGACCUUGGAAUUCAGAAAACUCCAACAGAUAGUCAUGUUCCAGACACAAGCUGGCCUUCCCUAGAUCUCAGGCAUAUCCCUAAAAUCAAGAGGCGUCUAGAUAUCAAAGCACCAUCACCAGCUUCUGGUACUUCUUCUAGUAGUGACAGUGAGGAUGAUAAAGCAAUCAAUAGAGAGAGGCCUGGGAAAGUGGUCAUUUCUGACCUUGGAAUUCAGAAAACGCCAACAGAUAGUCAUGUUCCAGACACAAGCUGGCCUUCCCUAGAUCUCAGGCAUAUCCCUAAAAUCAAGAGGCGUCUAGAUAUCAAAGCACAAACACCAGCUUCUGGUUCAUCCUCCAGUAGUGACAGUGAAAAUGAAUCAACAAACCACACCAGGAAACAAGUUCAACAACAGACAGAAAUGGCAAGGGUUCCGAUAACAAAUUCUCAAAAUGUAAGUCAGGACCAAGGAACACGGUGGCCUGUCAAAGCACAAUCACCAGCUACUGAUUCUUCAUCUAGCAGUGACAGUGAGGAUGAAUCUACCAAACAUUUAAAGAAACAGGUGAAACUGACAGACAGAGGAAGGAUUCCAAUUAAAGAAUCUCAAAGUCAUGAUCCACAAACGCAGUGGCCUCUCCUCGACCUUCAGCAGACGACACGCCUUAAGAGGCGCCUGGAUUUCAAAGCAAAAUCUGCUGACUCUGAUACUUCUACUAAGAUAAGCAAAUCCCAAACAGUAGAACCCAAUCCAAUUCUAAGAUGGCCAGAAUUGGGUCCAAGUGCCCACCAUGUAACGAGUGGCAUAGAUCAACCUGAGUCGUCUUCAAGUAGCGAUGAAAGUGAAGUAGAGACUACUGGCCUACAUGUGACAGAGGUUGGGGUUACAAGUCAUCAAACAGGGACAAAACUGCCUGAUCUGAAUAUGAGUGUCCCCCUCUUCAAGCCUCAUUUGAAUGUCAAAGCACCAUCUCAACCAGAAGACUCCAGCUCUUCCAGCAGUGACAAUGAAAGACAUGAUAUAGCGAAAGGUCAUGUCAGGAUCACAAAUUCUGAGCAGCAGACAAAGUUACCCAAGAUAGGUCUGGGCGUCCCCUACAUGAGCAGACGUCUGGAUAUCAAAGCUCCAUCGCCACAGCCUGAUCCAGUUCUUACACCUGUGUCUCCAAGCUCUCGAAAAUCUGAAUCAAACUCUUCCACAAGUGAAAGUGAGGAUGAGAACAGUGAACUCGCUAAACUAGGAUUGGGAGCAACUGCAAUAUCCAAGACCACAGAAAAUGAUUUAACUGAAUCUCCCCGGUCCCCAGUGGUUCAAAUUCCUCUCAGUCCAAACGUAGACCAUGAUAUCAAAUUAGAAAAGUACAAAGUUAUAACUGAAAAAACAAGUGAAAACAUCAACACAUUGCCAGUAAUUAACCCAGAACUUGAGUCACGGUGGGCCACAAUGAGUCUUGGUGUCUCCCGCUUUAGAAAGCGUCUUGAAAUCACAUCACGAGCACCAGGACCAUCAAAGAUGCCUUCAUCACCCGAACCUGUCUCCCCCGCUUCAUCCUCCAGCAGUGAAAGUGGGGAUGAGGGUCAACGCGGCAGAAUACGGCAAAAGAGAAGAGGAAUUGGAAUGCAAGGAAAAAUAAAUGCAGAAUCAUCUUCAAAAGCUGAAAUUACACCAGUGACUGUUUCUCUCAGUUUGAAGAGUCAAGAUAAAAGCUCCGGCACGGCAAAGUUUAAAGAGAGAGGGGAAAGACCAUCACAAAGCCAGACAUCCUCAAGCAGCGAUAGUGAGAAUGAGAUGGUAGACCACAGCGUACCCGACCUGAGCCUUGGUGUCCCACGUGUGAAGAGGCGUCUGAAUGUAAAGACAACCUUUCCAGAGCCAAGGAAUUCACUGUCUUCCAGCAGCAAUGCUGAGGUGACAGGAUACACUGCGACACAAAGCAGACAAGUAUUCAAUAUGCCUCAAUAUAGAGAUACUGACACUCUGAUCACUUACAAGCGUUCCAUAUUCCAAGCCACAUCACCAUCAAGUAGUCUGCCCCCCUUUAGUGGCCAAACUAUGUAUGAUGAUACAAAACAAAGAUAUCCUGAAAAUGCACAAAAAGUUCCAUCUUACAGUGUCGGAGACAGAAGUACACCUGUUGCUUCAAAGAGAUCUCUCAGUAGGAGCAUUGAUGGUUUAUUACAUAAGAUGGUUGGGAACUCCAAACGCACAACAGAACUGCCACCAGAGUUGAGGUGGACUGGUGUCGGCCGUCAUAUGCCUGACCUUUCCAUCUCCAGUACAUUAAGACGUCAGGAUGUAGGCUUUUCAUCUCCACCUGCAGAGCCAAAACUUCCCCCACCUGACUCCUCCAGCAGUGAAAGUGAUGAUGAAAUUAAACAAGACAGGGGAAAACCAGAUAUUACAGAACAUAAAAACUCAUCAUUUAGCGCUGGCACUGUUUCCUCUGCUUCCACUAGAACCUUUGACACUGUCGACAACUCAUCUAUCAGCACAAAUGAGAUUUUGUGGGGUGUAUCUGAGGACAGAAGGCAAAGGAAAGGCCUCAGUGCACUGAAAGCCAUUUCUUCAGAGAGACAAAAGUGGGACAUAGGACAGGGAAAUGUGGAAAACAGUGCUUCAUCUCUAUUUGAUGACUAUGAUCCAAACACUGAAAACAGUUUUCACCAUCGUAGGACUGAGGAGUACAUCAAGCCCCUGUCCACACAACCACAAACACAAGUACAUCUUUCAUCCACUUCAGUAGAUGACAGAGGAGCUACAGAUUUGUUGUACGAGGUCCCCAGCUACAGGAGGCAUGGAAUUAGAAAUAAUGAACCACCACAGGAGACUCCACCUCCAGUUCCAGCGACACCACCACCAUCAGAUGAAGCAUUAGGGCUUACAUGGAUGUCACGACCGAACAGCUGGAGAGAGCGGUCAGAUGGAACCAGAUACUAUUUGCCACAGAGCAGAAACACAGGGGCAGCUGACUCCUCUUCACUUGCAUCCCAAAACCUGGAAGUCCAUUUGGACUUUUCGAACAAUCCCAUUACUAAAGUCUGAUAAAGAGGUUACGUCAUCCUAUACUCUGACAAUACAAGCACAUGAGCAACAGUUUUUAAUUUGGCCAGUCAACUACAGAAAUGUAGUGAAUUGUUUUUUAUUUCAUAAAUAUAAAGCUUUAAAUUGGAUGUAAAUGUUUGUAAUUUAUUGUAGGGCACUAGAGGGCCCGUGUUUACCUUUUAAGAUUUGCCUUAUUUUUGUAAAUUACUUUAAACAUCACUCAUCACAAAGAUGAAUAAUCAAUACUGUCAUCUUCAGUCAUACAAUGUCAACUAGAGAAGGCAAUUUCUGAAGAAACUGUGCUGUGAAUGCUGCAUGCUGAAAAAGAUGGUGUUGUACUGCCAAUGCAGUCUGAAAAACUGGACAAAUCUAUGAAAUAAUCUGAAUAAUCUAGGAAAGAUGGUGAAUAUAUUAUGAAAAGGUGACAUUUUACUUGUAAUGCUGCAUAAUGAAAAAUGUUAUUACUAUAAGUAGUGUAAUAAAGAUGUUGAACAUAUUAUUAAUAGACUAAUGUUUCUAUUUCUUUGUGUAAAAAAAAAGGUUUUAUUUGUAGCAAGAAGUAAAUAUACUUACGCAUUAAUUAGGCACUUCAUGUUUUUUUGUUAUUGUAACUCAUUCAACUUUAAGCCCACAUAUAAGCCAGUAAGUUAAUAAACCCUUUUAUUUAUGUAUAUAGACAUAGGUUAUAGUGAAAACAGACAUAUAGACACUAACACAGUUUACAUACAUAUAUACAGUUGGGACAAGGUUGUUCAUCCUCCUGCAUUGUAGUGGGAGAAUACUAAAACAUUCAUCUCUACACAGUAUUUGGUAAACAAUCCGCGACUACUUCGAUCUCGGAUGUUAUGCUGAUGGUUGAGGCUUUGUAAUGAAAAAUAGAGGCUUUAAUAGUCACAGCUGCUGUGGAUUUUAAUGGCAUGAAAGCUUGUGUUUUAUUUUCAGAACAAAUUCCAAAAAGUAUUGUAUGUGUGUCAUGACAGUGUGUUGAAGUUGCAAAACAAAAUGAUGUACUUCUAAUAAAUAAAACAAGAGUCUGUA
This is a messenger RNA of Labrus mixtus (cuckoo wrasse), 9364 nucleotides long. RefSeq names its product carboxypeptidase N subunit 2 (gene lrrc66). The transcript is spliced from 5 exons. Bases 119 to 8326 code for a protein of 2735 amino acids. Gene Ontology annotation, cellular component: nucleoplasm; nucleolus; plasma membrane. The record is from RefSeq and is a predicted model, not a curated record. Lineage: Eukaryota; Metazoa; Chordata; Actinopteri; Labriformes; Labridae. Gene Ontology annotation, molecular function: protein binding.